This is a messenger RNA of Polyodon spathula (Mississippi paddlefish), 2648 nucleotides long. It is a transcript of the gene ccdc172, whose product is annotated as coiled-coil domain containing 172. Lineage: Eukaryota; Metazoa; Chordata; Actinopteri; Acipenseriformes; Polyodontidae. The coding region runs from base 1 to 834 and encodes 277 amino acids. Gene Ontology annotation, cellular component: cytoplasm. The record is from RefSeq and is a predicted model, not a curated record. The transcript is spliced from 9 exons.
AUGAUCCCGGGAGCCUUCACUCCCAUGGUGUUGCCAGGUGCAGGGAAUGAUCCCGGGAGCCUUCACUCCCUUAGUGCUGCCAGUGGAUUAUUUAAAAACUAUAUAAUUAGCACGCAUUUUCAAUUUAUUUCAGUAAAAGCAGAAAUCAGCAGAUGUCAAGAUAAAGUGAAGGCUUCUUCAGAAGAGUUCAGUUGUGCAAAAAGUAAACUAGAAGAAAAGCUCCAGGAUCUGUCUGAGAUGCUUUUGCAGUUGGAGCUGUUAAAGAAACGUCAAGAUGGAAUUGAAAAACAGAAAUCGGAUGUUUUAAGACAACAAAGUAAUCUUCUUUUAACUCUAGAAGAAAUAAAAAAGAAAACCACAGAGGAACAGGAUAAAUUCAUCCGAGAGAUUACUGAUUUCAACCAUGAGUACAACCUAAUGAGCAACAGAGAGGUCCUAGUUGAAAGCAGAGCAAAAUCUGAAAUCUGGACCCUAGAAAAAGAGAUUGACGCUUUGAACAGGGAAAUGGUUUCAAUGGAACAGAAAAAUAUUCGAUUGAAUGCCAUUCAGACAGAAAAGAUAACUCUUAAAAAACUGCUGGUGGAGCUGGAAGACCAAAUAAAAGAUCUUGAAAAGGAAAUGAGCGAGGCUGUAGCUAUCACUGAAUGCCUGCAAGCUGAAAAGAUUGAAAUCGGCCAGAAGCCACAGACCGAUUCGGAAUUUCUAAGGCUGAAAAAAGAGUUGGAGGCAUUCAAAGAUGGUGAACUGGAAAGUGUCCGUGAAGCUCUCCGCACAGAAAUCCAGUUUCUGCAAAUGAAAGUAUCACAAAAAGGCCUUCAGGUACCCAGUAGCUAGCUGAAUGAGAAGGUUAUCUAAAGAGAGGUGCAGUAAAUGAAAACAAAGGAGCUCCACACCCCAGAAGCACACAGCCACUCAUUAUUCCAUUACCCCACACAUGCAUUGCAUUAUACAAGUCCGUGGGGCCUGAGGGCCAUCUGGUGGCUGGUUCCCUUGGCAAAGCUACAGUGUGUAAUACAGUUAUUAGUGUCAAGGGCCACCCCUUUCUCAUUGCUAUAUAAUUAACAAAAACACCUGAGGUGCACCUUCUGUUAACAGGGAUAUUCUGUCAAGUGCUAUUGCUUUUCCAGUAAGGGCUACCCAACUGAUAUUUAUUAUGGGUAAUGCUUCAAUGUAAGAACAAAUUAUAUAUGUGUAGAAAGGAGCAAAACAGAACAGACAUACAAUACGAAAUAAUAACAAUAAUAAACAUCUAAAAUAGGGUACCGUUGUGAAUGUUACUUCAGCUUUUUUUUUUGUAUCGGCUUGUUUGUCAUAUUAUGGCAUUUUUAAAUAAGUAUAUUUUAAGUUGAAUGUGAAUUAACAUUGAUGUGUUUUCAGGAGGUAUUGUUCUUCCACACUACAGUUUGUGGAAUGGAUUUUCAAGCUGCUUGAGGCUUUUAUCUACUGCAUAAACUUCCUGACGUUUUUUAAAUAAAUUUAAUUUUAAAAAAAUACACUCUGAUUUGUAUUUUGCAGUUCACUAAGAUUUUAUUGAAUGUUAUUUUAUGAAAUGUUCUUUAAUUAAACAUUAACACGUAUUACUGCAAUAAACCGCAAUAUUAAAAUGUAUCAUUUUGAACUGACUGGUGCUACAAUUCAGUUCCUCAUGCCUGAAAUGUAAUUUUGAUUGAUGAUGAUAUUAGUAUUCAGUGGAUGCAGAGCAAUGCAUUGAAGCGGGUCAGGACGUACAUGUUUAGCUGAUUCAGGAUACAAGCUGUUACUUCAGGUUUGAUGUCGGAUCAUCCAUGAAAAUAAAGUUUGUCAAAUAACAAAAAGGGGUUAUUGUGUUGUAUUAUAAAUUCCAUGCCUUUCGUACAGAUGUUUCUGGUGAAACGAUUCAUACAGAUGUGGGUAAAUGUCAAUUUAUGUUGCCUAAAGUUAGCUUGUCAUCUAGUGGACACUGUGUGUCAUGGCAGGUACAUGCAGUUGUAGACACUUUAUAUGGGAGAGAUAUCCAAUUAUAUCUGUAUAGCUUUGUACAAUAACUGAAAGCUGUGUACCCCGCAAGUUGUAAUACAUGGACAUUCCUAAAGCUGCCGGGUCUAUAAAAUGUUAAUUCUGAAACUAUAAUUAUUUGAUGACCUUUUUUUAAUUCAGUUUGGCUUACGUUCCUUAAAAAUAGUUUUAGCUAAAGGAUGACCCUUUUUUCUUGGUAUCUCAUUCCUGUUGCAGCAGCAGUGGGAGGUCAGAAUCGUCACCUGCAAUUGCUAUUCUUCAAAAAGCAAAACAAUGACAACAACUAAUAUUACACUUUUAAAAUAUGAGCUGGGUAGUGUGCACGACUGUAUUAUAGUCCCAAUGUGUCGGAAAGUCACAUAACUAAUUGAGAGUGAGUCCACAGAGAAGACUGAAUUACAUAAUACAUCCGUGUUCAUGUUUAACAGAGUAUGCUGGUCAGGGUCUGAUUGACAUGGAAGUGUAUUCUUUGGUGAUAGAUGAUUUACUAAUGUAACUCAGUUUAUAUACUGUAUGCAAAUGUAUAGUUUAAAAUAUGGAAAUACAACAUAUUAUAAGUGGGUUUUUUUUAAUUAAAAUAAUUAUUGCUACAUAAUGAACAAAUUACUAAACCAUACUGGUUGUGAAUCAUAACAAUAAUGUAUAUAGGUGUA